Austrofundulus limnaeus is the source of this 1555-nucleotide messenger RNA. RefSeq names its product PH-interacting protein. Gene Ontology annotation, biological process: cytoskeleton organization; regulation of cell shape; regulation of transcription by RNA polymerase II. The record is from RefSeq and is a predicted model, not a curated record. Gene Ontology annotation, cellular component: nucleus. NCBI's taxonomy places the organism in Eukaryota, Metazoa, Chordata, Actinopteri, Cyprinodontiformes, Rivulidae. Gene Ontology annotation, molecular function: protein binding.
AACGGGAGUGGGUGUGUUAGUUACACGUCGUGUUACAUAAAACACGUAAUAACAAGAGAAGCAACGCGUUAUCUCCAUAAUAUUUUAGCACAAAAAAACGCAGCUGAAACGGUGAGAUAAUCAGCUGUAAACACCCCUCUCUCUCUUAUUUUGCGUUCGCAGUUUACAAAUAUAAAAAAAACAGCAAAACAUGACGUCAGAGCGCUCGGCAGUCAGCGCUACGCUAUAAAUACGUCUCGCCAUAGUCCGUGAAAUAUAUACAAAAUGUAAUGUGACUGUUAAAUAACAGCCACGCUGCCGCAAAGUGUCCUCUGCUUUAAGCUGGCUGCCAUUUCUUCCUCCCCUCGAAAAGAGGCGUGCGCGACUCACAUUUGCCCGUACGCUUCCGCAGAGGAGCUUGCGCUUUUUUCUUUUGAGGGGGAGGGGGAUUUACUGAAACGUACCCCCCGAUUACGAAGCAGCCGUGGCGGGGAUUCGCUUUAGCGUUUAAUGGGGGAAUGUUUUAGCUGGUGAUCCGCGCGAUAGAAAAAUAUAUAUUGUUUUUCGUGUGGGGGUUAUAAAGCGUUCAGCGCGCUAGCUGGCGCUCGGCGGAGGGAUACCGGACGCAGGCGGGACUGUGUGUGUGUGAGCGCAGCUGAAUGGAGGCAGCCUCUUCCUGGUGGAUAAACAGUGACAGCUACAGGGCAAGCCAACCUACAGACCCAGCUCUGCCUGCUGCCCAAACAACACCAAAAUGGCUUCAGACAGUACACACACCGCGCAGUUGACUUCUGAACUGUACUUCCUAAUAGCCCGGUUUCUACAAGCUGGACCGUGUCAAAAAGCAGCCCAGACCCUGAUAAGGGAGGUGGAGGAGAAGGAGCUGCUGCCCAGAAGGCUGGACUGGACCGGGCUGGAGCACCCGGGGACGUACGACAAUUUGGUGAAGCUCUACAGACACAUCAGUCCCGACCACCUGCUGCAGGUAUGCUCCAGAGUUUGUCCGCUGCUGGAGAGGGAGGUUCCCGCCAGCAUGCCUGGACUCACCAGCCUCCUGGGGGCUGGCAGACAGAACCUCCUCCGCACCAGCAAGAGCUGCAAACAUGUUGUGUGGAAGGGUUCAGCGUUGGCUGCGCUGCACUGUGGAAGACCCCCAGAGCCACCGAUUAUUUACGGGAGCCCACCCAAUAUUGUGGAGACGUGUUACAGUCGUCGGCUGAACGGCUCCUACCGUCUGCGGCAGCUGCUGCCCACAGCCGUGUACCAGCACAUGAAAAUGCACAAGAGGAUUCUGGGACAUCUGUCGUCGGUGUAUUGUGUAACCUUCGACCGGACGGGGCGGCGCAUCUUCACGGGCUCGGACGACUGCCUGGUGAAGAUCUGGGGAACAGACGACGGGCGUCUGCUGGCGACCCUGCGCGGCCACGCUGCCGAGAUUUCCGACAUGGCCGUCAGUUACGAGAACACCAUGAUCGCCGCCGGCUCCUGCGACAAGACCAUCAGAGUGUGGUGCUUGCAAACCUGCGCCCCCUUGGCCGUCCUGGARGGACACGCUGCCUCCAUCACCUCACUGCAG